CAUAAUGCAAUAGGAGGCCGUUAUGCUCAACACAGCUGGUGGUGAGUUCCCAGAGAGCCGUACAGGCAGUAGAAGGCGGCUGACAUCUCCGAAUCCAUGUGACAUUUACGAACAUUCAAGCGUACAAGCAGCAGAUAAAUAUGCGGCUCAAGUGUCUUGCAUAUCUCCCUGAAGGCCUGUGAGUGUCCACAAGUACCACAGUAUUCGUUUAGGAGGAUUCCUCCCCCGUCCGCCGGAUCGCACCGAACAGGCAAUGACAACGGCCUCGGCAACUCCGCAGCAGAUGAGAGACCGGCUGCUGCAGGCCAUCGAUAGUCACAGUAAUCAGAUUCGCAAUAUGGUUGCAGUAUUAGAAGUUAUCACAUAUUUGGAGAAGUUCCCUAUCACCAAAGAAGCACUUGAGGAAACUCGCUUGGGGAAACUGAUCAAUGAUGUGAGAAAAGAGACCAAGGACAAAGACCUUGCCAAGCGUGCCAAGAAGCUAUUGCGAAGUUGGCAGAAGUUGAUCGAGCCAGGGCAAAAUGAAACGCCAUCGCGAGCGACAGCUAAUGUCCCGGGCUCUGCAAAUGGCAGCGCCCACCCCUGUCGGACUGACGUUCCCCCCCCAGAUGUCUCUUGUGCGGGCAAGGGUGUCCCCGAGGCCAAGACCACAAAUGACGUCCACUACACCGACUCGCCCAAAGCAGAGAAGUCGAGCGGUAGGAAGCGUAAAGGGGAGCAGAGGGAGAGGCCGCAGUUGCCGGCCAAAAUCCCAAAGCUGUCCUCCCAUGAGCCUUUGCACAACUCUGAUCCGCCGCCACCCACAAACGGUAUUGCAGGAAGCCCUGAGGCUGGCCUGGACACGCAGGCCGACCCUUCAGCGGACAGGGCCCGGACGGACCACCUGGAAAAUGACAAACACAGUAGGAUCCCCAUCAACGCUGUAAAGCCUCAUCCGAGCUCCCCGGGCCUCGCCAAACUACCUAGCACUUCCUCUUUACUCAAGACUGCUGUGCUACAGCAGCAGGCGAGGUUGGAUGAAGGAGGAGGGGGACAAUAUCAGGCCAAGAGCCCCCGCAGCCUGUCCUCAAGUCCCCGGAGUCCGCGGAGCGCGAAGCCGGAGGCCACGUCAAAGCGCUCAUCGACGUACGCCCCGAAAGGGGCCAUCCCGAGCCCGGCCCGGAGCCCUCGCUUGCCUUUGUCCCUGCCUUUAAUGUCCCCGGCCCAAGUGUCUCAUGUGGACGGGCCGCUGCCCCCGGCCCAUAGGACAGCAAUGCACUGGCCGAGCUUGGCCCAGCCCCCGCACAGCACCGUAGCACCGGAGGCUCAGCCUGUCUUCCCCCCCGCCUCCCAGUCUACCCCACACAGCUCUGAGAGCGCGGAGCUCCACAGACCCUCCUCCUCAGUGGUGGUGGUCAGGGCAGAGGCGGAGGUGGCCGCGUCGAGCUCGGACCGCAAAAAGAGGAAGAAGUACAGGUCCAGGGACUUCUCUGUGAACCUGCAGGGCCCGGACGCGGAGGACAAAACGAAGCCUGUGCGUUUAAAAGAGCGCAGGCUAACGUUUGACCCUGUGACCGGGCAGAUCAAGUCCAGUGUGCACAAAGAACCCUCUCAGGUGGAGGAAUCCCCGAGGCCCGCUGAGCCCCGGCCGAGGACUGACCUGCCCACUCCUCAGCAGCCCCCCGUGCCCAGCCCCUUCCAACAGACUAACUGGAAAGAGCUGUCUCGAAAUGAGAUCAUCCAGUCCUACCUAGACCUCCAGAGCAACGUGCUGACGUCGUCCGGGGUGCAAGGCCCUGGCGCCCACUUUUUCAUGUCGGAGUACCUGAAACGGGAGGAGAGCGACGUCAGGGAGGCGCGGCGCGGGGUGCACGUCUUGCAGCUGGACGGCUCGGUAACGGACAUGCCAGGGGUGAGCCGGGAGGUGACUGAGGAGGACCUCCGCAAAGUACACACAGAGCACUGGCACGGGGUCAACGGUUGCCAUGACACCAAGGGCACUUGGUACGACUGGACCGCGUGCAUAUCUUUGGAUCCACACGGGGAUGAGAGCAAACUGAACAUCCUGCCGUAUGUUUGCCUAGACUAAGGAGAUCUGGUGUCUCUGUCGCUUGACAGAGGAAGGAAAACUCAAUUAUUGCCCACUGAGUUGGGGAAAGUCAGAACCGCUAACUCCCUCAAUGCCUCCCUCUCAGAGAUAAUCGAUUGAGGGUUUCAAUAAUAAAGAACAAGUGCAGUUUGUCAAAGCUGUUUAGGUUCUAUUUUUCAAAAAGGAAAAAAAAUAAAGUUGCAGGAAAGAUAUUCCCCUGUUUGCAGAGUGCUGCUACUAACAAGGAACUGCAAGCGAGGGUUCUGGUUGGGGGUUGGCUGGGGAUUAGCAGGGCGGUCCAGGCACAGGGCACUCUUGUGUGCUCAGAGGGUGCUGAAAGGGUUGAUCUAGCACAGGUAAAGCCGAAUGUGUCCAGAAAUUGAAAUACUGGCUCCCAUUUGGCAGUUACAAGAAGCUUUAUGUGACAUUAAAAAAAAAAUAUAUGAAAUGUCUUAUGCAUCUAUUUAUUUUACCUUUUCUGUUUGUUUAUUUGUUUUUGAGAGGUUUAUCAAAACAGAUGUAAGAAAACAACAACAACCUGUAGAGCUUUUCUGUUUGCAUCACAUACUGUUGACCUGUUCUGCAAGGCAUAAGACGCCCUGUUGUUUUGCACAAUCUUAUUUUUGGUUGGCCGAUCUAUCCAACAUUCCAUACUCCAGCCCUCUCCUGCUCUCUGUCUGUCUCUCUCUCCCUCUCUGUCUCUCCUAACCACUCAGUACUCUUGCCAUCAUAAAAUAAAUCCACACAGGAUGUUCUGCAAACAAAUUCAAUCAAAAAAAACUUUUUUGUUACUAUUUAAUUUGCUUAUUUGUAAAUGUGAUUGUGCAUUUCGUUCCUUAUUCCCCAACAAUCUUCACUCAAGCAGAAAAUGUGAACGAAAAUAUCAACAGUGUGUGGACAAGAAAAAUGUGAGGACUAGAAAAUGGAAAUGUUUGUAUGCUGGAACUAUACUUGUUACCAUUCCUUUAGCUAUCAUUUUGCCUUAUGGAAUUUCAUGGCAAGUUUUUCAUUAUUGACCAGCCUUAGUAAAUGUUCAAAAAUGACACUUGUGUAUUUAGUCAUGGGCAGAUCCAUUAACAGUGAUCUUGACCAAUUGUUUUCACUUUAACAUGUCAAACAAACCAAUGGUUGCAAAGUUGAACCUGACAAAUAUAUGCACGAAGAUUAGGUUUAAAUUUUAAGUUUCACUGAAAAUGUUGACUAAAUAACUUUACUUGAAUAACAGUAGAAAUGCAAAGGUUUGUGAUAACAAGGUGUAGGUUUUUCAUGUUUUCUGUGAAAUGAAGUUGUCCUUGUGCAUGUUAAGUUUAACUUUGCAAUCAUUUCGUUUUUGGUUUGACAAAAAUAUUAAAUGGUCUCAACAACACUUGAUAUGGAUUUACCCUUUUACUGAGGUAAACCACUUCUGUCAUUUUAUAAUUGACAGAAUCAAGGUACAUCUACCGGAAAGUUACAACACCUGAUAGUUUCAAUAUUUGUACAGUUUGGACGUCUCUCUUGUCCAAGUUCCCGGAGUUAUUUUAAUUGUUUGGUUUUGCAGAAGUGUUCUACUCAUUAAGAAGCAUGCAAUAUGGUGAAUAGAAAAAUUGUUUCAUAAGCUUUACUAUUGAAAAAUCCUCAGACGGCAAUGUGGUACUAUCAUACAUUAACGUUUUCCAUGUUGCAGAAAUUGACGAUGUAUCGGAGAAGUCCUAUCCUUUUGUUUUUCUUGUCUUGCAUUGCCACUGUUCUCCACUUAACAUUACUUGAGAUGGAGGACUAGUACAUGGACAGACUUCGCCACUACAUUCAUCCCUACCAAUGUGCCUUUGUCAAAUCUGGAUUUGCUUCCAUAUAAUGCACCUAUCAUUGGAACUAGGUUUAUAUGUGAAACGAUUCCAAAUUCUGUGUCUGAUAAAGCUGGAAUUAAUAUGCACCAUUUUUUUCUAAGCAAUGGUCCUUAGCGAACACUGAUCCAGCCAGUAUGGGUAAAUUGCAGACAAUGAGACAUCACUCAAACACAGCUCGCAAUAAAGAAACGCUAAAGAGGAAUGAUGAGGAUCUGGUCAGCUUUGACUAGGACAUCUUUAUUAGUUCGGUGUUUAACAUCUCUCAUUCGUUUGAAAAUAAAGUGAUCUAAACCCUCUG
Messenger RNA from Esox lucius (northern pike), 4195 nucleotides. RefSeq names its product cofactor required for Sp1 transcriptional activation, subunit 7 (gene crsp7). Gene Ontology annotation, biological process: regulation of transcription by RNA polymerase II; positive regulation of gene expression. Gene Ontology annotation, cellular component: core mediator complex; nucleus; mediator complex. NCBI's taxonomy places the organism in Eukaryota, Metazoa, Chordata, Actinopteri, Esociformes, Esocidae. The record is from RefSeq and is a predicted model, not a curated record. Gene Ontology annotation, molecular function: transcription coregulator activity. The transcript has 3 exons. Bases 254 to 2068 code for a protein of 604 amino acids.